AUGUGCUGGAACGAAGAGGUUUGUCAUGGCCUCAAAGAAGCUCUUAAAGCCAUCUCUGUUUCGCCUAUUGGAGUCUACGUUAUUGCCAGUACUCUUGGCUCUUUGGAAUCCCUCCUUGUUUAUUUGGAUUCGGUCGAGAUUCCGGUAAAUAUCUAUCAUUGUUCAUGCUUUUGUACUUACUAUUAG
Molecule: messenger RNA, 186 nt
Organism: Protopolystoma xenopodis
Lineage: Eukaryota; Metazoa; Platyhelminthes; Monogenea; Polystomatidea; Polystomatidae
Source: the annotation of a GenBank genome assembly